Malus domestica (apple) is the source of this 1503-nucleotide messenger RNA. RefSeq names its product aquaporin SIP1-2. The record is from RefSeq and is a predicted model, not a curated record. NCBI's taxonomy places the organism in Eukaryota, Viridiplantae, Streptophyta, Magnoliopsida, Rosales, Rosaceae. Gene Ontology annotation, biological process: transmembrane transport. Gene Ontology annotation, cellular component: membrane. Gene Ontology annotation, molecular function: water channel activity.
GGAGGGGUUGUUGUUGGUGACUGGUCUCGUGGUGGUGAAUAGCGUGCAAAGAUUUGGAACCAUAUUCUGCCUCCUGCCUCUGCCUGCUAAACUCCAAACUGCUAAGGAAGAUCUCCUCUCCACCACCACCAAAAUUCUCAUCUCAUCUCCUGGAAUUUGAUAAUCGAUUCGGAUUACGGGAUUUGGGAUUAGUGGCAAAUGCUGCUGUGCUGUGUUGUGCGUCGUGAGUCUUGAAUCUUAAAUCUUGAAGCUGUAAGAAGAAUUCUAUGUGUUGAUUGCUUGACGAGAUAAUCACCAAGGCACAACUCAGAAGAAUUGUACCUGCUCUGCUCUGCUAGACUGCUACUGCUAAUCUAUCUAUCUUAUAAUCACAACAGACAAUUGGACCAAGGAGAGAGUCUGACUCUGAGAGAUGGGUGCGAUCAAGGCAGCAGCUGGAGACGCGGUGCUGACCUUCUUGUGGAUUUCCUGCGCAUCCACGCUUGGCCUACUCACGACCCUUAUCGCUACUGCCGUUGGCGUUCAAGCCCUCGCCUGGCCCCCUCUCUUCAUCACCACCUCCCUUGUCUUCCUGCUUGUCUUCGUCUUCACCUUCAUCGGAGACUCCUUGGGCGGCGCCAGCUUCAACCCCACGGGCACUGCCUCCUUUUACGCUGCCGGCCUUGGCUCCGACAACCUCUUCUCCAUGGCCCUCCGCUUUCCUGCCCAGGCUUUGGGUGCUGUGGGUGGAGCACUGGUCAUUAAUGAGGUCAUGCCGCAGCAGUACAAGCACAUGCUUGGAGGCCCUUCCUUAAAAGUUGACUUGCAUACCGGCGCUAUUGCUGAGGGGGUCUUGACUUUCAUCAUCUCCUUUCUUGUCCUCGUAAUCAUACUCAAAGGUCCUCGUAGCUCAUUUCUCAAAAUGUGGCUGCUCGCUGUGGUUACUGUUGCAUUGGUUGUUACUGGUUCUGUGUAUACCGGCCCUUCAAUGAAUCCCGCCAACGCAUUUGGUUGGGCAUAUGUAAACAAUUGGCACAACACGUGGGAGCAGUUUUAUGUUUAUUGGAUUUGCCCCUUCAUAGGAGCAAUAUUGGCUGGUUGGGUCUUCCGUGUGCUCUUUCCUCCCCCAUCUUCCAAAAAGAAGAAGACCAAGAAGGCCUGAAUAUGAGUCUCUGUUUUUGGUCAACCUGAAUAUAAUUCUGGUUAGUGUAGUUUUUUCAGACAUUUUCAAUCAGUACAGUAGAUAAAGCUUAAGCUGUAUUGAGGACUGACCUUAGUGUUGGUAAAAAAAGUCUUCAAAUUGUGAAUCAAAUAAAAUUAGCUGUCUAGUUACAGAAACGAAAUGCGCGCAUGUUGCGUUGGCAAUGGUUUUGAUUUGCUGUGUUGGACAGGAGCGAUGUUAAUAACUGGGUUGGAUAGCAGUCCUCGCCAACCGUACACUUCCUGUCAUUCUCUUUUUUAUUGAUAUACUUUUCUAAGGCAUUUGGAAUUUUGGGUUAAAUGGACUCUGGACUCUUGAAUGAA